Molecule: messenger RNA, 1540 nt
Organism: Elaeis guineensis (African oil palm)
Lineage: Eukaryota; Viridiplantae; Streptophyta; Magnoliopsida; Arecales; Arecaceae
Product: peroxidase 3
Biological process (GO): hydrogen peroxide catabolic process; response to oxidative stress
Molecular function (GO): heme binding; peroxidase activity
Source: RefSeq, a predicted model, not a curated record
GUGCCUCAUGAGAAUAAAGGCUGAAAGCCAGCAUAUGCCCUAAAGAGAAGCGCCAUUCGUUUUCCAAAGGGGAGUUGGUGAAAUUGUGGUAAAAUUUGACGUCUUUUUAUAGGAGGAGACCUACCUAACCCCAAGCCUAUUCCUUUAACUCAAAUCUUCUCUACCUUGUCCUGGGCAUAACCAAAUCCCACUAUUAACCUCUCUGUAAAUAUAACAAAUAUAAAAGAGAGAAAGGCAGCACAUGGCUGUCCAUUCUGGUGAAGAAGCUUCAAAAUAUUAGUGGGCAGGGGAGUUAGAGAAGGGCUAUAAAUCUGCCUCCAUGUCUUAAGAGUUUAGUGCAUUGAAUGCUUUGAAAUCCAAAGUUUGUGCAGAAGGCUUGUGGCCUAUAUUUUCGUUAGCAAAGAUGAGGAUGAGCUUUAUGGGUUUUAUUGUUUGGUUACUCUUAGGUCUAUUUUGCUGUGUGAAAGCUGAUCUGCAAUUAGGCUUCUACGACAAAAGCUGUCCCAAGGCGGAGAAGAUCAUCUCGGACUUUGUUAAGAAGCACAUCCCAAACGCACCAACUUUGGCAUCACCUCUCCUUAGAAUGCAUUUCCAUGACUGCUUUGUGAGGGGUUGUGAUGGCUCUGUUCUCAUUAAUUCCACUAGCAACAACCAAGCUGAGAAAGCGGCAACUCCGAACUUGACCCUUCGUGGGUUCGGUUUCAUCGACAGUGUGAAGAGCUUGGUAGAGAAGGAGUGCCCAGGUGUUGUUUCAUGUGCAGAUAUUGUUGCAUUAGUUGCAAGGGAUGCAGUGGGAGUCAUAGGAGGACCCUAUUGGAGAGUUCCAACAGGGCGCAGGGAUGGGUUGAUCUCCAACUCCACAGAAGCUUUGAACAACAUUCCAGCCCCUACAUUUAAUUUUAGUGCGCUUCAAACAUCCUUUGCUAACAAAGGGCUCAAUGUGACAGAUCUAAUUUGGUUAUCUGGAGCUCACACAAUUGGUAUUGGCCAUUGCUCAUCCUUUAGCAGUCGUCUCUACAACUUCACAGGAAAAGGUGGUCAGGAUCCUUCUCUGGACAGAUUCUAUGCUGCAAAUUUGAAGAAGGCGUGCAAGUCCCUGAACGACAAUGUAACUUUUGUCGAAAUGGAUCCAGGAAGUUUUAGAACAUUUGAUCUUGGGUACUAUAAGAAUGUACUCAAGAGAAGAGGUCUCUUUCAAUCUGAUGCAGCUCUGAUAACCAAUGCUCCCACCAAGUCUUCCAUUAUGAACCUUGUUAAUAGCCCUCCUGAAGUUUUCUUCCAAGAAUUCGCUUUGUCCAUGGAGAAGAUGGGCAGGAUUGAGGUUAAGGCGGGAACAACUGGGGAGAUCAGGAAGAAUUGUGCUGUUGUGAAUAGUUAGAAUAAAAUAUAUCAGGGCAGGUUCCAUUUAAUUGUGUUCUUUGAUAUGUUAUGUUUUGUAUGUGAGAAUAAAAAUGUUGAAUGGUGUGUUGUUAUAGUUCUGCUCUCUAAAGAUAGUUUCUUUUCUUUUUUUUUCUUUCAAUAAAGAAUCACCUUUAGUAAA